Messenger RNA from Leptonychotes weddellii (Weddell seal), 2877 nucleotides. NCBI's taxonomy places the organism in Eukaryota, Metazoa, Chordata, Mammalia, Carnivora, Phocidae. The record is from RefSeq and is a predicted model, not a curated record.
UGGGCCCCGCUCGCCGGCUCCCGCAGCAGCUCGCGUCGCUAGCUCGGCCCGGCUGCUUAGCUCCCGCCUCAGGGCGUCCGGCUCCUCGCGAGCAACUUUGCGACAGGCCCUGAGGUUCGAAGGCGUCGCGGAGUCGCGUGCGGCCCACUUGCGGGCGGCAGGAUGGACUCCGGUGCCCCCCCUGCCUGCCCCUCUGGCCCACAGCCUCCACCACCCCUGCAGCCCCAGGCCCGCUCAAGGCUCAAUGCCACUGCCUCAAUGGAACAGGACAAGAGUGAGGCGCCCCGAGCUCCUGGACCAGAUGUGGGAGACACAGCUGCCCCAGCUGUGGCCCGGGCCCCGAGUGCUCGGAGCCGAGAAAGAGCAGAUCAAACAGGGCCCAUGGAGGGAGACGUGGAGGUGCCCUUUGAAGAAGUCCUGGAGAAGGCCAAGGCGGGGGACCCCAAGGCACAGACGGAGGUGGGGAAACGCUACCUGCAGCUCGCCGGCACCGUGGACGAGGAACUGAACAGCUGCACGGCGGUGGGCUGGCUGAUCCUUGCCGCGAAGCAGGGCCGGCGCGAGGCCGUCAAGCUGCUUCGCCGGUGCCUGGCGGACAGGAAAGGCAUCACUUCUGAGAACGAGCAAGAGGUGAAGCAGCUCUCCUCCGAGACGGACCUGGAGCGGGCUGUGCGCAAGGCUGCCCUGGUCAUGUACUGGAAACUCAACCCCAAGAAGAAGAAGCAGGUGGCCAUGUCAGAGCUGCUCGAGAACGUUGGUCAGGUCAAUGAGCACGAUGGAGGGACACAGCCAGGCCCAGUCCCCAAGUCCCUACAGAAGCAGAGGCGUGUACUGGAGCGCUUGGUUAGCAGCGAAUCUAAGAGCUACAUAGCACUGGACGACUUCGUGGAGAUCACCAAGAAGUAUGCCAAGGGCAUCAUUCCCGCCAACCUGUUCCUGCAGGACGAUGAUGACGAUGAGCUGGCGGGCAAGAGCCCUGAGGACCUGCCCCUGCGCCUGAGGGUGGUCAAGUACCCCUUGCAUGCCAUCAUGGAAAUCAAAGAGUACCUAAUCGACGUGGCCUCCCGGGCGGGCAUGCACUGGCUGUCCACCAUCGUCCCCACCCACCACAUCAACGCCCUCCUCUUCUUCUUCAUCAUCAGCAACCUGACCAUCGACUUCUUCGCCUUCUUCGUCCCCCUGGUCGUCUUCUACCUGUCGUUUGUCUCCAUGGUGAUCUGCACCCUCAAGGUCUUCCAAGACAACAGGGCCUGGGAGAGCUUCCGCACCCUCACGGGCCUGCUCCUGCGCUUCGAGCCCAACCUGGACGUGGAGCAGGCUGAGGUGAACUUCGGCUGGAACCACCUGGAGCCCUACCUCCACUUCCUGCUGUCCGUCGUCUUUGUCAUCUUCUCCUUCCCCAUCGCAAGCAAGGACUGCAUCCCCUGCUCUGAGCUGGCCGUCGUGUCCAUCUUCUUCACCGCCACCAGCUACGCGAGCCUGAGCACCUCCGCUGAGCCCUACACCAGGAGGGCCCUGGUCACUGAGGUGGCCGCCGGCCUGCUCUCCCUGCUGCCCACCCUGCCCUUCGACUGGCACCACCUGAAGCUCCUGGGCCAGACCUUCUUCACCGUGCCCGUGGGCCACCUCGUCGUCCUGAACGUCAGCCUGCCCUGCCUGCUCUACGUCUACCUGCUCUACCUCUUCUUCCGCAUGGCGCAGCUGAGGAACUUCAAGGGCACCUACUGCUACCUGGUGCCCUACCUGGUCUGCUUCAUGUGGUGCGAGCUGUCUGUGGUCAUCCUGCUCGAGUCCACCGGCCUCGGGCUGGUCCGCGCCUCCAUGGGCUACUGCCUCUUCCUGUUCGCCCUCCCGAUCCUGGUGGCGGGCCUGGCGCUGAUGGGCGUGGUGCACUUUGCCCGCUGGUUCCUGACCCUGGAGCUCACCAAGAUCGUCGUCACCGUGGUGGUGUGCAGCAUCCCCCUGCUGUUCCGCUGCUGGACCAAGGCCAGCUUCUCGGUGGUGGAGAUGGUCAAGUCCCUGACGCGCAGCUCCGUCGUCAAGCUCAUCCUGGUGUGGCUCACGGCCAUCGUGCUCUUCUGCUGGUUCUACGUGUACCGGUCGGAGGGCAUGAAGGUCUACAACUCCACGCUGACCUGGCAGCAGUACGGCUUCCUGUGCGGGCCCCGGGCCUGGAAGGAGACCAACAUGGCCCGCACGCAGAUCCUGUGCAGCCACCUGGAGGGCCACCGGGUCACGUGGACGGGCCGCUUCAAGUACGUGCGGGUGACGGAGAUCGACAACAGCGCCGAGUCGGCCAUCAACAUGCUGCCGUUCUUCAUCGGCGACUGGAUGCGCUGCCUGUACGGCGAGGCCUACCCGGCCUGCAGCCCCGGCAACGCCUCCACGGCCGAGGAGGAGCUCUGCCGCCUCAAGCGCCUGGCCAAGCACCCCUGCCACAUCAGGAAGUUCGACCGCUACAAGUUCGAGAUCACGGUGGGCAUGCCGUACAGCGGCGCCAACGGCUCCCGCAGCCCCGAGGACGACGACGUCACCAAGGACAUCGUGCUGCGGGCCAGCGGCGAGUUCAAGGACGUGCUGCUCAGCCUGCGCCAGGGCAGCCUCAUCGAGUUCAGCACCGUCCUCGAGGGCCGCCUGGGCAGCAAGUGGCCCGUCUUCGAGCUCAAGGCCAUCAGCUGCCUCAACUGCAUGGCCCGGCUGUCACCGGCCCAGCGGCACGUGAAGAUCGAGCACGACUGGCGCAGCACCGUCCACGGCGCCGUCAAGUUCGCCUUCGACUUCUUCUUCUUCCCGUUCCUGUCGGCGGUGUGAGGCUGCGUGCGCCGUCAGGACCCGCCCCCGUGUGGCCCGCCGGCCAGCCGGCACAGCGCCGACGCC